Thrips palmi is the source of this 1612-nucleotide messenger RNA. Its product is annotated as neurogenic locus notch homolog protein 4-like. Gene Ontology annotation, cellular component: plasma membrane; protein-containing complex. The transcript has 5 exons. Gene Ontology annotation, biological process: establishment or maintenance of epithelial cell apical/basal polarity; heterophilic cell-cell adhesion. The record is from RefSeq and is a predicted model, not a curated record. Bases 120 to 848 code for a protein of 242 amino acids. NCBI's taxonomy places the organism in Eukaryota, Metazoa, Arthropoda, Insecta, Thysanoptera, Thripidae.
CCAGGUGGGGACUCGAACCUCGCACCUUGGUGGUGCGAAGCGAAGGCUUUACCCCUGUGCCACGGCGUGGCGCCCUGUUUCCAGAGCGCCCCGGCAAGCCCCUGGUGGCGCUGGUCGCGAUGACGCCGGCGCCGCGCCGCUCCUGCCCCGAGCCCACGAUGCCCGAGUUCGGGCUGCUGAUGUGCCGCGCGCGCGACGACGCCGAGGACGCCAACGACGCCCACCGCAUGCCCGAGGGCAGCGAGUGCACCGUGUCCUGCAGCCCGCCGCACCGCCUGCAGCAGGACGACGGCGACGCCACGCAGUCCGUGGUCACGAAGUGCAGCGCCGGCCGCUGGAACGUCACCAGCUGGACGUGUGUGCGAGCUCCGGUCCCCGACGCCGACCUGGACGGGGACAUCUCCGCCGUGCUCUCCGACGCCGGGGCCGCGCACGCCGAGGACUGGGACUGGAAGGCCAACAGCCUGACGGACCCCUGCUCGCCCAACCCGUGCCACUCCGGCGGGAAGUGCCUGCGAGGGCCGACCAAUGCCCGCGCGCUGUGCCAGUGCCGGCCGGGCACCGAAGGAGAGCGCUGCGAGCGCGUGCUGUGCCGCGCCACCUGCCUGCACGGCGGCCGCUGCGUGCUGCUGCAGGGCAGGCCGUCGUGCUUCUGCCACCGCGGCUUCGCGGGGUCGCGCUGCCAGGCGCUCGUCAAGAACGUGCGCUUCCCGGCGCCCACGCCCGUGCCCGCGCUCACCACGCCCGUCACCACGCCCGUCACCACGCCGACGACGGCCUCCGCCAUCGCCGCGCCCUCCACGCCCUCCGCGCCGCCGCGGCCAAGUUCCGAAGCGCCCAACGGUUGAGCUCCAGCCGUCUUGGGUCAUCGUGGAGACUGCCAGUGCCACACGCCGCUCUGUGUUCACGUUCAGGCCGGUCCAAGCCAGUCCGCGCCGUUCGGAGAGACAACUCUCCCGCCAGCAGCUUGAGGCUUCGGUCCGUUCGCCUGUGAUUUGUUGUAUUGAUGGGGCAGGGGUCAAGACCAUGCCGGUCGCCUCAUGACACUGUCCAUCCAUUUAUGUACACAAUUUAAUUCGUUCGAAACGCCUUUACAUUCAAUGUAUUGACUGCUGAGCUUUGGUUUUUAGCAAUGUAACAAACCACUAAAGCUUGAAAUGUUUGAAAAAAAGUUAUUUAAAAUGACCUAAUUGCGUUCGUAUAGAAAAAAGUGUCAAUUUGUUUCACAGACAACGUUUAGCCGUACCAAAGAUAAGCCGGAAAAAUAUUUUGUUCAGGACCGAGUCAUAAUGAUUUAUGGUGCAAUUUGAGUAAUUUAAGUUUUAGUUCUUAGUUAUUAUUAAAUCUAUAUGUACAUAUGUCUUGUCGUCUUAUAUAUAUAGUGAGAAGAGAGCUUAAAUUAUUUGUACAGUACUAUGUAAAGGUCCCUCUUAUCUUAAGCCAGCUGUAACUGUACAAGCUUCCACUGUUGUUACCAUUAGAAUGUAUUCUUGUACUCCUCGUAUCGCGCCGUCCCCGGGGACUCCGUUUUUGUACUAAUCCAGCGUAUUUAUAAACUAAGCGGGUAGGCCGAAUCUUGUAGGAAAUAAAGCGUCGAGAGUAACAGCAACUA